GCACCUUGCAUUUAUUCUGAAGUUAUGGAAGCACUGAAACUUCAACCAGGAUUGUCUUUUCUUAACCUGGGAAGUGGAACCGGAUAUUUAAGUACAAUGGUGGGCUUAAUUUUAGGAAUGGUGCCAGGUUUUUGUUAAAGAUACAGGAGUAUGUGGGAUCCAGAGGAUGUUUCACUGGCGGGCAACGCAAAGGACUGGGAAAAGGAACACAGAAGAGAGAAGUAUAUGUCAUUAAGGUUCCAGCAUACCUAUUACACAAUCUUCAGCUCUGCCAGGUGUUAUUCUGGCGUGUGAUCAAAAGGGACAAAUAUCUCUGUCUUCGAGACAUUUAUGGCUGCUUACUAGGAGGGUCCUUUUGGAAUAAAUCAUGGGAUAGAGCUUCAUUCAGAUGUGGUGGAAUAUGCCAAGGAAAAACUGGAGAGCUUCAUCAAAAAUAGUGAUAGCUUUGAUAACAUUAUUGUCUCUUCCAAAGAACCCUGCCUUCUCAUGAUGUCAUGAAGUGGGACCGCUUCAGUUUUGUCAUUUUUGCCUCCAUCAAUGUUUCAGGCUUGAUUUGCCCCAAGACACUCUUGUUCAUCUUGGUGGUGGUCCAGGGUAUCUAGAUGGACACUUUAUAACAACAAGCAGCAGUCAGCUCCUAGACCUAGACUAUCCGUCUAAGAGGGAAGCUGCAGGGCAAGGCUAGGUCACCCUGAUCUCCUAGCAGCUUAUCAAAAGAAUUAUAUGGGCAAGUUGGCAAGGUCCCUGCUGUGAACGAAAUCAUCUGUCCGUCUCGAGAUGAAGAUAUUCCAACAUGCACCUGUAAAGAAAACCACUGCUAAGGACUGGAAUAGGUGAUGAAGAUACAGUUAAUUCAGCAGAAAUUUUCAGACAGCAGGAGACCAGGAGAAUGUUUCAAAGGGAUGCCUGUGUUAAGGAGACAGUCUUUGCAGCUCCUGCUGACAGAUUUGAAUUUUGUGAACCUGCAUUUGUGGUUGGCAAUUGCCUCCAGAUAGCAUCUGACAGUCAUCAGUAUGAUCGAAUCUAUUGCGGAGCCGGAGUUCAGAAGGACCAUGAAAACUACAUGAAAAUAUUACUGAAAGUUGGAGGCAUUCUAGUCAUGCCCAUAGAAGAUCAGUUAACACAAAUUAUGCGAACUGGACAGAACACUUGGGAAAGUAAAAAUAUUCUUGCUGUUUCAUUUGCUCCACUUGUGCAGCCAAGUAAGAAUGACAAUGGCAAACCAGAUUCUGUUGGACUCCCCCCUUGUGCUGUCAGAAAUCUGCAAGACUUGGCUCGUAUUUACAUCCGCCGCACACUGAGAAACUUCAUAAAUGACGAGAUGCAGGCCAAGGGGAUUCCUUCAAGGGCUCCGCCCAAAAGGAAACGAAAGCGAGUUAAACAGAGAAUUAACACCUAUGUGUUUGUGGGCAACCAGCUGAUUCCUCAGCCACUAGACAGUGAGGAGGAUGAGAAAAUGGAGGAAGACAAAGAGGAGGAAGAGAAAGAUCUCAGUGAAGCCAUGAAGCCAGAGGAGCCCCCUCAGAAUCUGCUGAGAGAGAAAAUCAUGAAGCUCCCCCUCCCUGAAUCUUUAAAAGCUUACUUGACAUAUUUUAGAGAAAAAUAAUUUAAAUCACGAAGAAAGAAUGCCUACUGAUAAUUCCUAUAGUCUUGAAAAUGUAGCAUUUGUUAGAAGUUAAAAGAGAGAGACAUCUCUUUUAUCAGAGCAAAUUAUAGUGGGAAAAAAAGUAUAACUUGUUCCUCUCAGUAAUAAAAAUGAUGUAUUCGGUGAUUAAAAAGAAUCCCUUUUAUAAAAUAUAUUUUUCUUUAAAUCUUGGAAAAAUUGCUGUUUUAACUCAGAAUGACUUCAAGAGUGGAAUACAACAAUAGUCAAGAUUUUGUGUACUGUAAAUCUUUUUCUGAUUUCCUGCGGAUUUGUAGUAGUGAGGGUCAGACUUAAUUUUAUAUAAAGUUAAAUGUUAAGCAUAUAGAGUCUUAUUUGAACUGCAGUUGUCUGCCUUUCCUCUGUGGAAACUGAUGCUUUGUAGACCCACUCACCUUACUUUCCUUUGCAGUCACCACUGCGGAGUGACUUAGAUGUAUUCCGGGCAAUAUAUGAGUGCAAUAACAAUACAGAUAUUGAAACAUUUAGCUUUAAAAAAUGUUCCAUGGAAUUCAACAGCACUGCUACUUUGCUUUUGAAUCUAUUGCCAAAAGACAUGGGAAAAAUACCUGCUUCUCUCGGAGAGAUUUUAAGAGCACACAUCAAGUGAAUAUUCAAGUAAAAAGUAUAUGCUUAAUACUCUUCAUUUGUAUGGACCCUUUACAUUUUCAGUAUUUAAAAAUAAUGAGGUUGUAUUACUCUUUGGAGUUUUAGAAGACAGUAUAUUUAGGAUUUUUUUUUCUAUAGUCCACUGUAUAAAGUAUUUGGUUUUUAAAAAAUCCAUUGUUGUAUAUGACUUGAUAGCACAGUGAGGGAAUGAAUAAGCUUGAGUCGUGGCCACUUCUGGGUCGUGCUCAGGAGCAGGCCAGAGCAUAUUGGGUUGGCAGGUGCACUUCAGCAAACGGAGCUUGGAACUCAUUGGGGAUUUGUCUUGACCUAGCUAGCCUACAUUCGCUUUGAAGUUCAUUUUCGUAGUAUGAGAAAUAAUCAUAAAUUGUAUGUAGAUGGCUUUUGCUUUGAAAAUGUAGUUCAGAAUCAUAGUGUGUUUGGGACCUACAUUGUGCUCAUUUAAUUUCUUCCCAUGUCUGUUGUUUCUAGGUAAAAUUAUAUUGAUUUUCAUUUUUUGCUUAAUGUCACAUAUUUAUCAUUUGUUAGUAGUAGCUUUUCAGUAAUAACACAGGUAGUAAAUGCCAUUUUUAGUGUCUUUUCAUCAUACUAGGGCCUGAAAUCAGUCAUUCCUUGUUAAGAAGAUAUACAAGUUACAUAUUUAGUAAUCCGUGUUACAAGGAUUAUUUAUUAUUUAAAAGGAAAAAAUUGAGAGUAUCACUUAUUACCACCAGCAUCACUGUUACAAUAGUUGAUCGAACAUGCUUGAGGAAACCCAGUCAGUGUGUCGUGAAAGGAUUAAUAUCUCUCCAAAUAUUCAACCUAGUAAUACAUAGAUAGUUUCAAAAAUCCAAGUUCUGGGAAUUCUAUACGUCCAAAAACAAGCAUUUAAAAUAUUCUAAGCCUAAAUGAUCCCAAAUAAAUGAGAAUAUGUUAGUCAUGUAAAAGAUAAUUUCAUGGAAGCUGCUUGUUUUGUUAUUUUUUCCCCCUUUAUUGAUUUUAGAGAGAGGAAGGGAGAAGGAAAGAGAAACAUCGAUGAGAGAUAACAUCAAUUGGCCACCUCCUA
This is a messenger RNA of Molossus molossus (Pallas's mastiff bat), 3314 nucleotides long. It is a transcript of the gene PCMTD1, whose product is annotated as protein-L-isoaspartate (D-aspartate) O-methyltransferase domain containing 1. The transcript has 9 exons. The record is from RefSeq and is a predicted model, not a curated record. Lineage: Eukaryota; Metazoa; Chordata; Mammalia; Chiroptera; Molossidae. Gene Ontology annotation, cellular component: cytoplasm. Gene Ontology annotation, molecular function: protein-L-isoaspartate (D-aspartate) O-methyltransferase activity. Bases 890 to 1606 code for a protein of 238 amino acids. Gene Ontology annotation, biological process: protein modification process.